This is a messenger RNA of Phasianus colchicus (ring-necked pheasant), 4198 nucleotides long. RefSeq names its product protein phosphatase 4 regulatory subunit 2 (gene PPP4R2). Lineage: Eukaryota; Metazoa; Chordata; Aves; Galliformes; Phasianidae. The record is from RefSeq and is a predicted model, not a curated record. Gene Ontology annotation, cellular component: cytoplasm; nucleus; protein phosphatase 4 complex. Gene Ontology annotation, molecular function: protein phosphatase regulator activity.
GGGCGGGCUGUCGGGGCCGCGCACGGGGACGGCCCGGGCGCCAUGUUGGAAGGUUGCUGAGCCCGGGCUGUGUCUGUGCGAGCGGCGCCGGGAGCCCGUUUGCUGCGCGGGGUGGGGGGGCCGGCGGCGGGGAGCGGCGCGGAGGGCGGCGGGGGGACGCGGGCGCGGAUCAUGGACGUCGAGAGGCUGCAGGAGGCGCUGAAAGAUUUUGAGAAGAGGGGGAAGAAGGAGGUGUGCCCCAUUCUAGACCAGUUCCUCUGCCAUGUUGCCAAGACGGGAGAGACCAUGGUUCAGUGGUCUCAAUUUAAAGGCUAUUUCAUUUUCAAACUGGAGAAAGUAAUGGAUGAUUUCAGAACCUCAGCUCCUGAGCCAAGAGGGCCUCCCAAUCCAAAUGUGGAGUAUAUUCCCUUCGAAGAGAUGAAAGAAAGAAUCCUGAAAAUUGUCACUGGAUUUAAUGGCAUCCCCUUCACUAUUCAGCGACUCUGUGAGUUGCUAACAGAUCCUAGGAGGAAUUACACAGGAACUGACAAAUUUCUAAGAGGUGUGGAAAAGAAUGUCAUGGUUGUCAGCUGUGUGUAUCCAUCUUCGGAGAAAAAUAAUUCCAGUAGUUUAAAUCGGAUGAAUGGUGUAAUGUUCCCAGGAAAUUCACCAGGUUACUCUGAGAGAUCAAAUGUAAAUGGUCCUGGAACUCCCAGACCAGUAAAUCGACCGAAGGUUUCUUUGUCAACUCCUAUGACAACGAACGGUUUGCCAGACAGCACGGAACAUAAAGAAUCAAGUUUGCAGCAAACAGAAGAUAAGAAACACAGUGACUCACCAGCAUCUGACUCAGAUGGUGCUCAGAGCAGCCCAGUAAAAAAUAAGCACUCUGAAGAUGAUCCUGCAGAAGCGGAAGGGCAUGAGGUAAAAAGACUUAAAUUCGACAAAGAAGGGGAAGCCAGGGAUGCACCAAACCAAUCUGCGUCCAGCGAAGUUUCUUUAGGCAUGGGGGAAGAAACAGAAACAUCCUCUACAUCUCAGGAUAAAGAGAAAGAUUCUACUUGCGCAAGACAGCACUGUACGGAGGAAGAUGAGGAAGAGUCCUUCAUGUCUCCAAGAAAUGCUGGUCCAGACAGAAAAGAUCAAGAAAAGGACACAGAGUCCUCAACUGUGAAUGAAGAGCCCUCUGAGGAGAGCAAUCAAAUGGAGGAGUCUGAUCAGUCUCAAGCAGAGAAGGAUUUACAUUCAGACAACAGUGAAAGUAGUGGAUCUGUCAGUAGUGGAGCUGACUGCAGUGAAACUGAAGAGUUAGGGUCCUAUGGUAGUGAAACUCCAGAAACUUCAUCAGAAACCCCUAUGGAAAACAGUGAGGAAGCCACAGAAGUUGCAGAUGAACCUAUGGAGCAAGACUAAUUUAAAUACACUUAGAUGCAGUAUUUUCCAUAAGGCUCCGGUUUUACACUGUAUAAAUAAUUUUAUGUAAUAAAGUGGACCUUUAGUUUUACAAAAGAAGCAGGUUGUAAAAUAAACUUCUUGGAUUGAACCUUGAAAGAGUUGUACAUGGUGAGAACUGUGAAUACCAGCUCCUUCAGGUCCUGCUUACCGCUGAACUUUCGUUUGGUCAAAUCAGUGGUUUGUGUAUAGUUUUUUUAAUUUAGAAUAAAAGUUUUUAAACUGGAAGGUAAUUAUAAUUUUGACAACUUUUUUGGAGAUUACCACACCUAGUUGUAUGUAAGCAAGAAAGCUUUUUGUCUCGUCUUUUUCUGACAGCUAUAGCAGUUACUUCAUAUUUUGGUUACAGUUUCAACGUUUAACAUGUGAUUUAUGGGGUUUCAUGCUGGUUUCCAGAUUUUUAUUUGAAUACACACUAUGAAACCUUAUGUUGUGUGUUUAAAAUGUGUUGCAUUUCACUCAUAUAUGCACGCAUGCACACGUAUGUGUACCCUCACUGUUCUAAGGGGGAAAUGUUAUAUUUUUCUGUUUCUACAAAAGAUAAAUACAGCAAAUACUUUUUCUAUCGGAGAAGACUAAGUUCACCUUUCAAGGCACUUUCUUUUGCCUCUGGGGAAAAAAAAAAAAAGGCAAAUAAGAUCUGGCCCAUAUGAAACCCUGGAAAUAUUGUUGAAAACACCAGAGUAAACACAUUCCAAGAGAACUGUUCAAAUUACAACACUUUUUGUAUACUUCUGAGGUGCCUGAGUGAAAGGAUUUCAUUUAUUUAUGAGAAAAUGUGCUUUAUGUUGAGAACGUUGUAAUCGAAACAUUAGCUUAAACUUUUGUAGGAGAAAUGUUUGAAAAUACAAUAAGAAAGUAUCUCGGGAGAAAGAACAGGUACUUGCCUUUUUGAGUGCUUCUUGGAGCAUUGUGAAUAUUACAGAGAAGUCUCAAAGUUAUUCUAAGGUAUGCAGAUGGCAUUGAUAUGAUCACGCCACCGUAUUGGAUGAAUUAAUAUAUGACAGUAGUUAUGUACCUGAGCUAAAUAACUAAGGUUUAGAUGUGCAUAGAAAUCACCAUGAUUUGUAUAACAUUUUGGAAGUGAACUAAAUAUUUUUGAACAUGCUACCUUGACAGCCAGUGUUACGUUUUUGUUUUUUUUUUCAGACCAGCUCAAAGCACAACUACUGCUUUCCUCUCGAUAUUUUCCAGUUCCCAUAUUUAAAGACAUGCAAGCUGCAACCUCCCGGUCACAGUUACUGGCUGCCAAAUUUAUACCUGUUUUCUUCAACUGUACCUUUUUGAUAUUUAGGAUUUUUAAAUUUCUGUAAAGUAGAUUUUUGUAGAUUGUAAUGAGUGCUCACUGCCAUUGUGAAACGGUAUAUAAUUGUAUAAUUUCUGUGUGUAAACUGAAUGCUUGGGCUUUCAAUACAGUAUUCAUAUAAAGCAAUAAAUAUAAAUGUUAUGAAACAUCCGAGUACAUUUUUAUCAGCAUUGUCCCUUUUUGGCUUUAAGUUCGCAUACCUGAAGUACAGAAACGACCUGAGAUGCAUGCUGAUGGUUUGUUGUACCACACGGUGUGCUCUGUGUCCCGUAGGAGGAACCUUGCUUGUGAUUGUUAGCAGGACAGUUUGGCCCAGGCUGAAUAUCGCAGUUGUGCCCUGCUGGUGUUACUGGUUUGUAAGCAGGCAGAGGAUUUGUGGAGAUGCUUGCAGAGAGGAAAACCCUCUUCAGAUUCAACCAGAAGGCAAAUUGGACUUACAUUCACUGUGCUGAAGGGUUGGACGUGUAUGACAAAAGACUGAUCCAAAAUGUUGCAAUUAGUUUAAAAAAUGCAGUGACAUCUUUUCUCUCUUUGAUUUCUAUUUUUCCUCGGGGAGGGGGGUGUAUUUUGCCAAUGAGAACAAAAUUUUAAAAUUUCUAAGUUUAGAGAUCUCUGAGAUUUUCUUUUAGGACGUUUAUUUGUGAUGGUAUUGUCAAUAAACUUGUUCUUUAAGCACCUGUGACCCCUUGCUACGUUUGUUUUCACUGCUGUGCACGCGCUGUGCUACGGCUCUGUUCGCGUGUCCGCCAGCAGCGGCUUUAUAACUGAAGUCAGAGCUUCACUUCUUUACAGUAGCUCAGAUUUCUGCCUUGUUGAUGUUUAAACCUCAGCUGCGCUGAUUACUGCGCUGCUCUCGGCUUUCUAAUAGAGCGCAGCGCCCCAAGGCUCCGCGAACAGCUGCGGCGCCCGCGCUGUGCUGCUGCCCGGCAGCGCCGCCUGGCGGCACGCGCCCAACGGUCCUAACGGUCGCUGCUCCGUGAGGGGAGCGCGGAGGCUGCGCGAGGCACGGCGCUGAGCGGCUCGCUCUGCUCGCUCGUGUCCUGCAUCGCAGUACCGUGUGGUGGUUCUGUCACACGGUGAGCGUGGACGCGAGGCUGGCCCGCUGGAAAAAAAAAAAAAAAAAAAAGGGGCUGUCUGUGCUGGCCGCGUGUUGUAGGACUGCUCCCAGGUGGAAGCUGCUGGAACGUCGCUGUAGCGAGAGAGCUCCGCAGUCCCGCUUACCCCAGAGCUUACCCCGCUCUCGGGCGGGAUGUGUGCUGAGGGGUCUGCUGCCACCAAACCCAGCUUGUGCCCUUGUGACGCUUGAGAGGGGAUCCCGGGGAUCCAGCUGAGGUGUGAUGGAGCAGGACGGGGUGAGCGGGGUGUGCUUACAUCACCGAGGGACCCACCAAGGGUAGCACCCAGCACAGCACCCAGCACCCAGCACUGCACAGCACCCAGCACAGCACCCAGCACCCAGCA